CUUUCUCCCCGGAACGCAGUUCUUCCAGGUCAAAGUGUCGAGAAGCGGCGUUUUUCAUACGUAGCGAACCGAAAUAUUGAAUAUUAUAACUGUUUCUGAGCCCUUUUUCUUCAUAUUUCCUCCACGCCAUGCCGUACGCCAACCAGCCCACGGUGAAGAUCACCGAGCUGACGGACGAAAACGUCAAGUUCGUCAUCGAAAACACCGACCUGGCGGUCGCGAACUCGAUCCGGCGUGUUUUCAUGUCCGAGGUCGCCACGAUAGCGAUCGACUGGGUUCAGAUCGACGCCAAUUCCUCCGUCCUUCACGACGAGUUCAUCGCCCACCGAGUCGGUCUGAUCCCGCUGACCAGCGAUGACAUCGUGGACAAGAUGCAGUACUCAAGGGACUGCACCUGCGACGACUUCUGCCCCGAGUGCUCGGUGGAGCUGACGCUGGACGCCCGCUGCUCCGAGGACCAGACGCGGCACGUCACGUCCCGCGACCUGCUGUCCAACAACCCCCGCGUCAUACCGGUGACCUCCAGGAGCCGCGACAACGACCCCAACGACUACGUGGAGCAGGACGACAUCCUCCUGGUGAAGCUGCGGAAGGGGCAGGAGCUGCGCCUCCGGGCGUACGCCAAGAAGGGCUUCGGCAAGGAGCACGCCAAGUGGAACCCCACGGCCGGGGUCGCCUUCGAGUACGACCCGGACAACGCGCUGCGCCACACCGUGUACCCGCGGCCCGAGGAGUGGCCCAAGAGCGAGUACUCGGAGAUCGAGGAGGACGAGGUGCAGGCGCCCUACGACCCCAACGGCAAGCCGGAGAGGUUCUACUACAACGUGGAGUCGUGCGGCUCGCUGAGGCCUGAAACCAUCGUCAUGUCGGCGCUGGCCGUGCUGAAGAAGAAGCUGAGCGACCUGCAGACGCAGCUUAGCCACGAGAUCCAGAGCGACGUGCUAACCAUCAACUAGCGGGGGGAUCCGAGCCCGCGACCACCCGGCGCGGGGGGUUUCGGGGGGGUUUCGGGGGUUAGAUACCGGGCUGUACCGGUGCUGAGGGUGCUGGGUUUCACGACUGAUGUACUGGGGACGAUCUGAUGCCGUUCUGGUGCCGAGCCUGCGCCGGGCGGUCGCUCUUGCGCCGGCGGGUUACGCGGUCGUGACCCGAUUCCAGCCCGUCGCUCUUUAGCGGCCGGCGGUUUAUUUGGGCCCCGCCGCUCCUGAACCGGGGGGGCGAUGUGGUCCUGGCCUAAUUCCAACCCGUCGCUUAAACCAACAGCUUAGACGGUACAGACUCGGUUCCGAACCCGUCGCUCCUAAAGCCGUAGCAUCGCAGGUUC
This is a messenger RNA of Megalops cyprinoides (Indo-Pacific tarpon), 1324 nucleotides long. RefSeq names its product RNA polymerase II subunit C (gene polr2c). NCBI's taxonomy places the organism in Eukaryota, Metazoa, Chordata, Actinopteri, Elopiformes, Megalopidae. Bases 129 to 956 code for a protein of 275 amino acids. Gene Ontology annotation, molecular function: DNA-directed RNA polymerase activity; protein dimerization activity. Gene Ontology annotation, biological process: DNA-templated transcription. Gene Ontology annotation, cellular component: RNA polymerase II, core complex. The record is from RefSeq and is a predicted model, not a curated record. The transcript is spliced from 9 exons.